Molecule: messenger RNA, 1607 nt
Organism: Drosophila ananassae
Lineage: Eukaryota; Metazoa; Arthropoda; Insecta; Diptera; Drosophilidae
Gene: Tango2
Product: transport and Golgi organization protein 2
Exons: 5
Coding region: 479-1528 (349 amino acids)
Biological process (GO): protein secretion; Golgi organization
Cellular component (GO): Golgi apparatus
Source: RefSeq, a predicted model, not a curated record
UCUUCGAGUGUUUACCGUUAUCGGUUGUUAUCGGUUCGCUCAGCUGGCAACGCCGACAAAAAAAAAAAAAAAAGAAAAAAAAAACAAGUGAAAAGAAAGCAAAACAAAAACAAGCAACGCCAAGAUCAAAGUUAAUUGAACGAAAGAGAAAAAAAUAAGAAAGGAAAGGAGCCGAAAUCGUAGAAUGUUAUUAGCGGCAGCGGCAGCGGCCUUUACGACUCUCGUUUGAAACACAAACAACGGAUAAGACUGUAUCAGCUUUAAUUUAGUGAUAAAAUCGAGCAACAGACCGAGCCACAAAGAGACCUGCCAUUGAGAGUCUCUCCGACUGAAUAGAUUAAAGCCCCCAACCCCCAGUUGUUCGACGUCUUUCGUUCAUUUCGCAUCAGUGCUUCUCCAGCCCACCGCCCACCUGCUCUUUUGUUUACCUUUCUUCUUCUUCUUCUUGUGCAUCCUUUGCAUCUCACGGAUCUGCCAGAUGUGCGUGAUAUUCUUCUGCGCCGACGCGCAGCCACUGGCUGGCGGCUACAAGCUCAUCCUGGCCUCCAACCGGGACGAGUUCUUCGCCAGGAACACCCAGACGGCCGCCAAGUGGAGCAAUGCCGAGCAUGUUUAUGGCGGCAUAGACUUGGAACCGGGCCGCGAGGGAGGCACCUGGCUGGCCAUAGGACACUCCGGCGGAGUCUUCAAGGUGGGGGCACUCCUGAAUCUCACCGGAGAGCCCAAGCCCCGCGAUGCAGUUGCGCCCAAGAGAAGGCACAUUCUGCAACCGCAUAAUCACAACAACAGCAAUGCCAAGAACCACAGCCACCUCCACAGCUCCACCCCAGUCUCAGAAACCACCAAUAGUCCUAUUAAUAGCUCUAGCACCACCACCACCACUUCCUCUGCCAAGAAACUGAACUGCCCAUCGAGUAAUGAUCAUUUCUUACUAGGACGCGGAAUGAUCGUGGCGGACUUUGUGGCCAAACAGGACGACCGGCACAGCAUCCUCAGCUACAAUCAGGACCUCCUCAAGGACUGCACCAAGUACAGUGCCUUUAACUUUGUCUCCAUCGAGAUCGGACCCUCGUCGCUGCCCGCCCGCGUGAAGCUGCUGAGCAACGUGCCGCCCACUCUGGAGGAGUUCGAGAACGGCGGCUGCUACGGAUUCGGGAACAGUCUGCCGCACACGCCCUUCGAGAAGGUGCGCCACGGCCAGGAGGCGUUCCAGGCCAUCGUUAAGGAGCACGGGCAGGCCAGUGUGGAGACCUUGUCCGGCCAUCUGAUGCAGUUGCUCAAGAAGAAGCACAAGUUCUGGCCGGACGUGGAGCUGAAGCGCCGGGCCCCCAACUGGGGCGAGGGACUGAGCUCCCUGAACGUUCAUAUCUCGGAGCAUGGCUAUGGGAGUCGCACCCACACUGUUAUCCUGGUGGAUGGGGACAACAAGAUGCACUUCAUCGAGGAGACAAUGGCGGGCCUGGACCCGGAGGGCGAGUGGCGAAGGACUCACAUCGAGAAGGAUUUUGGAAAUGGAAAUGGCAUUUGAUGGAGGGAUGUCCUUUAAGGACUCUCAUUUUGUAUCCUGGCAUUUACGACAAAGCACAAUAAUAAAUUAUUUUUAACAC